GUGUGGGCGCACCGCAACGCCUUGUCCGGGCUCUUCCGGUACGUGGGACAUGAUGGGCUCAUUUCCCGAGACCAGGUGAAGUGGUGCCUGGAGGCCUUGAAUUCCUCGAUCAACGGAGAGUUGUUACAGGCCAACAUAGAGCAGAUAGUGAAGGCAGUCAAGUUCAAAGAUGACUUGGUUGCCGCGGAGCAACUUCUGAGCGCGUUUCAUUUAGUUGAUUUGUUAAGCAACACCUGA
Molecule: messenger RNA, 237 nt
Organism: Symbiodinium pilosum
Lineage: Eukaryota; Dinophyceae; Suessiales; Symbiodiniaceae
Source: the annotation of a GenBank genome assembly